AAAAUCAAUGCCCCAAUUGCAAAAGAAGCAAUUGAUGAGGAAUUUAAUGUGAAAAAUCAAAGCCCUAUACGCGAAAAAAGAAAGCUUUAAGAUAGAUGGAGGAGGAAGGUAGAAGGUUGAAGAGAGGGUAGGAGACGAGUGCGGUGAAGCCAAGGGCUAAUGAGGAGGAGAACAAGAGAGGAAGUCAAUCUUUAGUUCACAAUUUGAGCUCCAAUAAUGGCGGGGGCAUAAACCAAGGCAAGGCUCAAAUGGGUGAAGAACAAGAGCCCAGACCACAUGAUCGAUACUCAGACCGAUCUGAACGCAGCUUGCCUUCUCAAGGAUGGUUUCAAGCCCUCGCCUACCGACUUCCUCACCGCAAAGUCUUCUGCGAAUUGGCAAAACGCUUCUAGGCUUCACAGUAGCUGUUCUUGGCUUUCUCCGCAGGUGCACACUUUCUUGAAAGGAUUGGAAAAAAUAGCUGCCAGUGCAGACAUUCCAAUGUUGGUAUGUGGCGAUUUCAAUUCUGUUCCUGGAAGGUAUUUUUGUUCACUUCUGUGUGGUGCUUCGCAUGCACUUCUUGCCAUGGGAAAGAUAGAUCCAAUGCAUCCAGAUUUAGUGGUAGAUCCUCUUGGAAUUUUACGUCCUCAUAGCAAGUUGGCAUAUCAGCUCCCACUGGUUAGUGCCUCCUCAUCCCUUGCAAGGGUGGGUGUAGGUCUGUGUUUGGAACAGAAAAGGAGGAGAAUGGAUCCCUCAACAAAUGAACCCUUAUUCAUGGAUUGCACUAGAGAUUUUAUUGGAACUCUAGAUUACUUAUUUUGCACAGCUGGUUCUUUGGCGGUGGAGUCCUUAUUGGAACUCUUGGAUGAGGAUGGCUUGAGGAAAGACAUAGCUCUUCCUUCUCCAGAGUGGUCCUCAGAUCAUAUAUCUCUUUUAACCGAAUUUCACUACAUGCCUAGGCUUAGACGCUGACACUUUAGGUGUGCUUUUAACUGAGUUAAUGCAUGCUAUUUUAUUGAAAGCUGUAGGAUAAGAAGUUUUUGUAUGUGUUUGAGAUAGAAUAUCAUGGCUAUUUCUCAGGUUGACUGACUAUUACUUGUGGUUGUCAAAUGCCUGGAGGUUUAAGUUUCACCUUGUUGGCUUAAAUAAUAGAUAAUUGUUCUGGUCUCUCUAGUCAUUAAUGUAUCUGGUUACUGGUUUCAGGUCUGGAGAUGCCCUAGAAAUGGGGGAAGGAGAAGCUGAUGAUACAGAUAUGUUAUUGCAAAAAGGGAAAAUGAUUCACCCUAUGUUCUUACUUGAAGGAUUAAUGAUAGGACCUUGCAAUGAUCUGCUUUGCAUAAUGGCGCCUUUGUUUCACAAGAAAAUCGUGGUCGUGCCCUUUUUCAACACCUUUUCCCCUUGCCUACUGAAAUGUCUAGUGGCUCAAUAUAAUUAGUUCUCUCUGCAAAGUAUAUGGUUAGUGGCAUUGCAAUUGAUUGCAUGUCCCUUUCUUCCAUCUUGGUCCUAUGUUUCUUCCCCUUUUUCUUAAUUGAGGAAUAAAAAUCAAGUUCAUAU
Messenger RNA from Rubroshorea leprosula, 1533 nucleotides. NCBI's taxonomy places the organism in Eukaryota, Viridiplantae, Streptophyta, Magnoliopsida, Malvales, Dipterocarpaceae. The record is from the annotation of a GenBank genome assembly.